AUGCCGGUGUGCGAGCAAGCCGCGACGUACGAUCCUAGUGGACCGAAGGAGUUGCCGCGGCCGGUCAAGUACGUAGAAGAAUGGCCGUCCUCGCGCGUCAGAGAUACCUUCGUCAACUACUUCAUCGAAAAGCAGGGCCACGUGAACUGGCCGUCAUCGCCAGCGGUGCCUGUCAACGACCCCACGCUUCUCUUCGCAAACGCGGGCAUGAAUCAAUACAAACCGAUUUUCCUGGGCAAGGCUGAUCCGAAGACGGCGUUUGCCAAGCUCACCAGGGCGACGAAUACGCAAAAGUGCAUUCGCGCAGGCGGGAAGCACAACGAUUUGGACGAUGUUGGAAAAGACACGUACCAUCACACCUUCUUUGAGAUGUUGGGUAACUGGUCUUUCGGCGAUUACUUCAAGGAAGAAGCCAUCGGUAUGGCGUGGGAUCUUCUCACGAAUGUGUACGGUCUCGCGCCCGAUCGCUUGUAUGCGACGUACUUUGGCGGUGACGAGUCGCAAGGCUUGCAACCCGACUUAGAGGCCAAGGCAAUUUGGUUGAAGUAUCUUCCGGAGUCUCGCGUCAUGCCAUUUGGGUGCGCGGACAACUUCUGGGAGAUGGGCGACGUCGGCCCGUGCGGUCCAUGCACUGAGAUUCACUAUGAUCGCAUCGGUGGCAGAGACGCGGCCUCCUUGGUGAACAUGGAUGACCCGAACUGCCUCGAAAUCUGGAACGUCGUGUUCAUUCAGUACAAUCGCGAAGAGGGCGGUGUUCUCAAAUCGCUUCCCUCGAAGCAUGUCGACACCGGUAUGGGUUUCGAGCGUCUGACGUCGAUCUUACAAAACAAGAUGAGCAAUUACGAUACGGAUGUCUUUAUGCCCAUCUUCAAGGAGAUUCAGCGCAUCAGUGGUGCCGCACCCUACACUGGCCUUCUCGGCAAGGAGGACGUCGGGGAGAAAGACAUGGCUUACCGCGUUGUCGCUGAUCAUAUUCGCACAUUGUCCAUCGCCAUCGCCGAUGGCGCGGCUCCCGGGUCAGAUGGCCGCAACUACGUGUUGCGUCGCGUCCUUCGCCGAGCGGUCCGCUUCGGACGUGAGAAGCUCGGUGCAAAGCAAGGUUUCUUUCACAAACUCGUCCCGUGUUUGAUUCAGCAGCUUGGAGCUGUAUUCCCAGAACUCGUCGCCAAGCAAACGCACAUUACCGAAAUCAUCGCCGACGAAGAGGAGUCGUUCGGCCGAACGCUCCAAAAGGGUAUCGACCAAUUCGGCAAGGUUCUCGCGGCGGCUAAGCAAGAAGGUAGAACAGUGAUUUCUGGUCCGGAAGCGUUCUUGUUGUGGGAAUCGUAUGGUUUCCCGAAUGAUCUUACGGAGCUUAUGGCCGAGGAGAACGGUUUUACGCUCGACAAUGAAGGUUUCGCGCAGGCGUUUGCCGAAGCGCAAGAAAAGUCUCGCGCCGGCGGUAAGAAGUCUGGAGGUGUGCAGUUGCUGUUCGAAGCGGAAGCCACUGCGUGGUUGCAAAACAAUGGUGUGGCAAUCACGAAGGAUGAAGAAAAGUACGCAAGCGGACGACCGACGCUCGAAAGCACCGUCACCGCCAUCAUGUCGCCAAGCGGAUUCAUAAAAUCCACCUCCGACGCCGAAGGACCUUACGGGUUCUUCAUGGACGCAACGACGUUUUACGCCGAGUCGGGUGGUCAAGUGUGUGACUCGGGUUUGAUUACCACCCCGAGUGGCUCGAUGUCCGUAUCGGAUGUCAAGGUUGCUGCGGCGUACGUGAUGCACACCGGCGACGUAUCCGGCACAGUGAGUGUUGGCGAUGCCGCGAAGUGCGCAGUCGAUUAUGACCGUCGAGAUAACAUCAUGCCCAACCACACGAUGACGCACGUGCUCAAUUAUGCGUUGCGCAAGGUGAUGGGUGAUGGUGUCGAUCAAAAAGGUUCGUUAGUAGAUGAAGAAAAGUUGCGAUUCGAUUUUUCUCACAACAAGGGGGCGACGACGAAACAAAUUGCUGAAAUCGAGGCCAUCGUGAACGAGCAAAUCAAAUCAAAGCUCGCAGUAGACAAACGCGAGGUAGCGUUAGACAAGGCGAUGACUAUCAACGGUUUACGCGCGGUGUUCGGUGAGGUGUACCCCGACCCCGUUCGUGUGGUGUCUGUAGGUCCGAGCAUCGACGACUUGCUCGCCAACCCGUCGGAUGACAAGUGGAAAAACUACUCCAUAGAGUUCUGUGGCGGCACCCACUUGGCGUCGACCGAUUUCGCGGAGCAAUUCGUCAUUCUUGAAGAAAGUGGUAUCGCAAAGGGUAUUCGUCGCAUCACCGGGGCGACGCGCGAAGGGGCUAAAGCGGCGCUCGCGCGCGCUGCGGACGUUCUCGCUCUGGUGAAGAGUUGCGAUUCGUUGUCCGGCGAAGCGCUCGACAAACAACUGGGUGUGUUGAAAAACGUCGUCGACACUGAAGUUCUUCCCGUCAUUCAGCGCGAGGAAAUUCGUGCCGCUGUCACUAGUCAAGUCAAGCGAGUCCUGGACGCGCAAAAGGAAGCCGCCGCGGCGGCCAAGGCGCAAGCCAUCGUAGACGUUCAAGAAAAAACCGCCGCGACAAAGUCUGCGGGUGCAAAGUACUUUGUCGCCACCCUGGCGGACGGUACUGAUGCUGGCGCUAUGAAGGAAGCGGCGGCGGUCGCUUUCGCCGAAGGUAUCGCGUGCACACUCUUGGCGAACUGCAAGGGUAAAGAGUUCGUUUACUGCAGCGUGCCUCCGGAUGUCGGCAUCGACGUCAAGGGCUGGCUUGCGGCGUCGUGCGGCCCGCUCGGUGGUAAGGGUGGCGGCGGUAAGGGUGGUUUGGCGCAAGGUCAAGGACCGAACGUCGACGCUGUUCCAGAUGCCGUCGCCGCCGCCGAAGCGUUCGCGAAACUCGCCAUUUAA
Molecule: messenger RNA, 2904 nt
Organism: Ostreococcus lucimarinus CCE9901
Lineage: Eukaryota; Viridiplantae; Chlorophyta; Mamiellophyceae; Mamiellales; Bathycoccaceae
Exons: 1
Coding region: 1-2904 (967 amino acids)
Biological process (GO): alanyl-tRNA aminoacylation; tRNA modification
Cellular component (GO): chloroplast; mitochondrion; cytoplasm
Molecular function (GO): nucleic acid binding; ATP binding; amino acid binding
Source: RefSeq, a predicted model, not a curated record